Messenger RNA from Ctenopharyngodon idella (grass carp), 3864 nucleotides. It is a transcript of the gene plxdc2b, whose product is annotated as plexin domain containing 2b. The transcript is spliced from 14 exons. The coding region runs from base 316 to 1890 and encodes 524 amino acids. Lineage: Eukaryota; Metazoa; Chordata; Actinopteri; Cypriniformes; Xenocyprididae. The record is from RefSeq and is a predicted model, not a curated record.
ACAUGUGUGACGCCAUCUACACCUCCUGGUUUCGUGGUGAAUGCAGUGAUAAGAGACGAGCUAGACUGGUCUUUUUUCUAGACUAUCUUGAACUCUGCUAGGAUUUGUUUUGGUCUGGAGUCUCAAGGAAACGCGUUAUCGGGAGCGCGUGCCCUCGCAUCUCAGGAGCGGUGAGGCAGUAGCUUCAGCAGCGGGCGCGACACAUGCGCGGAAUGCUCAGCGACUGACCAGACGCGGUUUGUCUUUAUUUUACAUUUUCUUUGGCGACGGCCAAGCAAAAGAAACUGAGGACAUCUGCCUCAGUGGAUAUCUGAUAUGAUGGGUUCAAGCACGCUCGAUGUGUAUGUGGGAAUUGUUCUAGUUUUACACACUUUGGGAAGUGUUUUCCAGAUCACCCGAGGAGAAUUAACGGCGGAAGGAGCAGCUUAUUCAGUUCUUCAGGGAUGGUCACAGGACGAUGUUGUCACAGUGGAGCUGCUGAGGAGGAGACGUUGGCUUCUCCUGGAGCCGCCUCCAUUGGAAAAUAACAAAGCCAGUCAAGACAGCUUGAAGCUCGAGUCUCAGGAUUCGCCUGGAAUCCUAGCUGAUGACGACGCAGACAACAGCUCUCAAAUAAUGGAAGACACAGAUCAUAACUACUACACCUCAAAAACGUAUGGCCCCAGUGACCCUAUGAGCAAAGAGUUAUGGGUAAAUAUCGAUCAGAUGGACAAAGAAAAGGUGAAGAUUCACGGCAUCCUGUCUAAUACACACAGACAAGCAGCGCGGGUCAAUCUCUCCUUUGAUUUUCCAUUUUAUGGACAUUUGUUGCGAGAGAUCACUGUUGCAACUGGCGGGUUCAUCUACACAGGAGAUGUGGUUCACCGAAUGUUGACAGCCACACAAUAUAUCGCUCCACUUAUGGCAAACUUUGACCCCAGCCUCUCCAGAAACUCAACUGUCAUCUAUUUUGACAAUGGAACUGCUUUGGUUGUCCAGUGGGAUCACGUCCAUCUCCAGGAUUCUUAUAAUCAAGGAAGUUUCACCUUCCAGGCCACAUUACACAGCGAUGGACGAAUUGUCUUUGCUUACAAAGAGGUCCCAAUACAGAUAGCAAAGAUCAGCUCUGUCAAUCAUCCAGUGAAGGUUGGGCUGUCUGAUGCCUUUGUGGUGGUCCAUAAGAUUCAGCAGAUCCCUAAUGUGCGGAGAAAGACUAUCUAUGAGUAUCACAGAGUGGAGCUGUUAAAGACCAAAAUUACCAACAGCACAGCUGUAGAAAUGUUGCCGCUACCCACAUGUCUUCAGUUCACAAGCUGCACUUCUUGCAUAGCUUCACAGAUUAACUUCAACUGCAGCUGGUGUCACCGGCUCAAUAGGUGUUCCAGCGGCUUUGAUCGCCAUAGGCAGGACUGGGUGGAUAGCAGUUGCCCAGAUGAGACAAAGGAUAACACCUGUGACAUCAUCAACACUACCAAUCUCAAUCUACCGACCACUGCGUCAGCUGAUAAGAUGACCACAAGGAACAGAGGGACCACUGAGUGUCACUCUGCUCAAGCCCCAACGCACAUGCCCACCAGCAUACCAACAGAAGAUGACACCAAGAUUGCGCUACAUCUCAAAGACAAUGGAGCUGCUGCAGCGAAAAGCACAGCAGAGAACAGCACUCACCCCCUGCACAUGGGGCUGAUUCUUGGGAUGCUCCUGCUUCUGCUCAUCAUGGUGGCCAUUGUCCUGGUGACCGUUUACAUCUACCACCACCCGAGUUCUGCUGCAGGACUCUUCUUCAUUGAGAGACGUCCCAGCAGAUGGCCUGCAAUGAAAUUUCGUCGAGGUUCUGGUCAUCCAGCGUACGCAGAGGUAGAGCCUAUGGGUCAAGAAAAAGAAGGCUUUAUUGAAUCAGAGCAGUGCUGAGAUUUGACCUUUGACUUCUGAAGUCACACACAGCCCAGCAACUUUCUUGAUGUCUAGCUACAAAUCCACACAUCUCAAAUCAUAAAGUUCCACCAACCACCGUGAACACUGAUGAAACUGAAAACAGUGAGGGUGUGGUGUUUGAUUGGAAGAGGCAUCCACAAAACAGAUGCUCGGAUCCAGCUUUUAACUCUCAAAAUGAAACAAUCUACAUUCAGUGGAAAUAUUCAGCAGCUUCUGAUCGGUUCCUGACACAAUGUAAGGAGCGGCUCUGGAAACCUUGAUUGUACUGGCUAAGGCUUUGACCUUUGACCCUCAAAAUCGACAUUGAACUGAAGGCAGUUACAUUUAAUUCUCUGAUUUGAUGUGCCUCUCAGAGAGAUUUUUCUUGCCAUGACAGUUUCUAAACUGCACAUUCAUUAUAUAGACCUUUAUAUAUCUUCAAAUGGGUUUUGUAGGGUUUUUAUGUUUGUUUUCCAUUUUUUUUUUUUUUUUUGUCAUAUUCGCUUAUGCUUUCAUCCCUUUGAUUUGAACUGAUGUUUUGGAGUAUGUUGGAUGACUUUAGUUAUAGAUACUGUGCCUCUUCUUGUUUGGAUACAAUUGGAAAAUGUUCUGUGAACAAAUGUGUCAACAGUAUUGAGUAACAUUUUUCAUCCAUAUUCCAACCAUUUAGGACAUUUUUUGCACAUAUCCAUUUAACGCACAUAUAUUGCUUUUUUUCUAGUAUAAUUUUUCCUCAACUUAUGUCACUAAUGCAUAUUUACAAGACAGGCGCUUGUGAGAUUACGUGUGUGUGCGUCUUUGUUUUGAUUUUUUUUUUUUUUUGCUGUUUUUGUCGUAAUAUUGCGGUACAUAAUGAUUCUUUACAUACAUCAUAGUUGAAAUCAAGGAUUUGGACUGAUUUCCAAUUGAAAGACAAGACAAGAGGUAUCUACUGACAGCUGUCAGUCCUUAGCUGGACAGACAUUGAGUUAUUGUAUAAUAUUUGAUAUAGAGCUUUCCUACUGAUGUCAAGGUCAUCUCAGCAACAAAGAUUAGACGCAGUGGGUUUGAGAACUGCAAUAAUGAAUUCAUUUUGACUUAAAUAAUGUGGUUUAUUACUCUACUGAAAGAGUAACACAGCAAAUCACAACCUUAUAUGACGAAUAUUCAGUAUGUUCUAAAUAAUAAUAAGGAUUUUGCUUUUGAAGGUUUACAAUAUUUAUCUUUAUAAAACUGAAUUAAGUACGGCACAUUAUAUUACCUUCUCCUUUAAAAAUGUCUCCUAAAGACAUUUUGAGUAUUGUGACCAAAGACAUGUCAUUACACACAAACAGAAUAUAUAGAAAGAAAACAAUUGGAAAACAUUUCUUUAAUACUGUACAACUGGUUGAGAUGGACAGUAGUAGAUAUUUUUGUCUUCUGUUUGAUUAUUUCAGCAAACCUAUGCAUUGGGGCAGUUCCUGAAAGUUUAAUUUCUUUUUUUCAAUUUCUGUUAGGCGUUUAAUGCAUGCAUGCAAGGGAGAUGUAUUUGUCUCUCUUUUUUUUUUUAUCCUCAUAACAGGGUGGCUCACCAAAAAUCAAGGUCUAAAUUCUAUUUUUAUCAACUUUCUUCACUGGAAGACCUGAUUAUUUUCAGCAAAUGUAACCUGAAUGUGUAUGUAUGUGUGUGUGUGACAUUGAAUCUAUCUGAAUGUAUAUGAGUGCACACUAAUGUGAGGUCUGAAGUGGAUGCUUAUUUUGUGAAAUAAUCUCAAACAAUAUGUUUGUUGAAUGAGAUCAAUUUUCUUUUCAGCAGUGAUGUCUGCUAUCAGAAAUCUGGGAAACAAACAUAUUAGCGACCUGCAUUUUUGAUAAUCAUAAUCAUCAUGUUGUGCCACACAUUGGGAGACAGUGAAAUACACAAUGCUGUAAUCUGUGUACUCUUGUGUUACUACUGUCAAUUUGAUUACAUAAUAAAAUUUGAUUAAAUAAUAAAGUUGUUUAAACUGACAA